AUGAAUAACGAUUUGGAUAGGAUUCUCGGAGAAUUGCAACAAGAGGUCGAGGAGCUUACUGCUGAUCUAGAACGACAAGAUACCGACCACAACAUCAACAACAACCACGAGUCCAGAAACUCAAAUAACAAUACACAAACAUCCCCGACUGGCGAAAACUCUUCCGAGUCUGACUCUGACCUACUGUCAUUAGAAGACAUAGAGGAAGAAGUAGCAAAAAUAGGCUCAAGUCUCAAAAAACAACCAUCAAACAUUCCCUCAUCGUCAGCAAAAACUUCCUCACGUUCAAGUGCUUCAUCGCCUCAUUCUUUACGUGGAAAAUUGCAACGUUCUGUUUCGCCUGCGCUGACAAAACUUCAGACCUCGUUUAUAAAUAGUAGUAGAACGAUAGAUUCUAGUAAUGCGUCAUCGCCAAAAUCAGCAAACACUAUUUCACCGUUAUCGCCACGUGGGAUUGAUUCUCUUCGUGAUAUAAUAAGCCCGGAUUUGGGACAAUCAUUGGAAAAUUCAUCAAAUUCUUUGCUGCAAAAAGACAUUGUAAAUACUGUAGUGACUAAUAACGCAGCAGGAAUAAUAGGACAUAAUAAAUCACCAUCAUCACUAUCUGGAAGUCUCCCUCGUCAAAUAACACAAUUGAAAAGUGAUGACGAAAUUGAUGACGUUGAUUCUUCAGACAAUUCUGACUCGGAAACAGAAAGUGAUACAGAUAGUGAUAGUGAUUAUAAUCCGUUAUCUAUGACAUCACGCCGGCCGUUAAAAAUGCAGAGAUCCAUGACAGAUUUGGCUGUAAAAUCUCACCUAAGUGAAAACUUGAAGCGUUCCGCAUCAAGUGGCAAUAGAGCGAAAUCUGGUAAAUCAUUAGAAAAACACACGCCUCCAUCAUUAUCAUCACCUAAUUCAUUAAAUACACAACAAUCCAAAAUUAAACGUCGACCAACAACUGCUCAGUAUCUGGAUACUAAUCAACGAGAUCGAGAUUUAAAUGAAAGGAUUAAAUCUCCAGAUCGUGCACAUUCAAAAUCUUGCGAGAUAUCAUUAGUUGACAAGGAGAAUAGCAGGUAUAAUAAUCAUCGAGAUCGAGAAUCAGAUGAGAAUUUACUUCAAAGAUCUAAAACUCGAGGACGUGAUACAGAAAUACAAGGAAGAUCCAAAUCAAGGACGAGGGAAAGAGAAUUAGAAGUAGAUAGGGAAAGAAAUAGAGAAAGAGAAAAAGCAAGGGAGAGAGAAAAAGGACGCGAAAGAACAAAAGAAAAAUCCAUUGAAAGAACAUUCCCUAAUAAUACACAAGAAACAUAUGAUUCUUCAGAUAAUAAAAACAUGCUUGGAAGGCGACUUUCUCGUAAAGCUUCUGGCAAAGGUAGGGAAAAAUACAAAACGACCGAAAAAGAACUUGAAGAUCGGGAGCGUGCAAAAUCAAGGACGCGCGAGCGAGCAAAAUCUAGAACACGUGAACUCGAAAACAACAGAGAACGAGCUAAAUCCCGAACACGGGAAACGGAAACGGAUUUUGAUAAAGAAAAAGUAAGCACUUUAGAGCGAGCAAAUACUCGUUCUCGUGAUACAGAUGACCGUGGCAGAUCGAAGCGAGUUCCUGAUAAUAUUUCGAAUGAUCGUGGCAGAUCAAAGUCACGGCCACGUGAAACCGAAGAAAGAGGUCGUUCUAGAUCUAAACCUCGAGAAACGGAGGAACGAAGAGGUAGAUCUAAAUCAACAAACCGAGAAAGAGCCAUUUCUAGGGAAAGGGAAAUGGACAUUGAUUUUGAAAAAGAGCGAGAUUUACAUUUAGAGCGACUAAAAGUACGUGGACAAGAUGAAACAGAAAAAUCAAAACAGCUUGAUCGUGCAAAAUCUCGUCGUGACAAGUCCAAAACUGGCGAUGUAAAAAAUGAAAAGGAAGAACCCAAACUGCCAGAAGUAAAGAUUACCACGCGAAUAUAUAUUGAUGAUUCUCGACAAUUCAAAACUCUUGCUCUAACUUCAAAAAUGAACGCCCUAAACAUAAUCGAAUAUUUCAGAAAACGAAAUGCUGUAGAAGAGGGAAAUGAAUGGACAAUUUUCGAAUUGGUUAAUGAAUUCGGUUUAGAACGACCGCUAAGGGAUUGGGAAAUUGUUACAACAGUGAUUGGAAGUUGGGAACCAAAAAUGUCUAAUGCAUUGCUUCUAAAGAAAUACGCUUACAGAGAUUCCUUGACAGUCGAGGGCUUGAGUAAUGGAGUGCCACCUUUAUUUGGAUGGUUACACUUGGAGACUAAAAAAAACAAAUGGCAGAAGCGAUAUUUCUUUUUAAAAGAUGGCUCAAUUUACCAUUGUAAAGAUGCAAAGGGGGUAGAUCCAAUAUUGCUUUGUACUAUAUCCAAUUUUGAUGUAUACACAUUGACACGAACAAUGAAAAAAGCACCUAAACCAUUUGUAUUUGCGUUGAAAUCCCUUGAUCGAGUUGCGAUGUUUGAAAAUCCUGAAGAUUAUGUACAUUACUUAUGUGCUGAUCAUAAGGAGAAAAUGAAAGAUUGGGUUUUAAGUAUAAGAAAUGCAAGAAAUCAAAUGAUGUUGGAGAAUAAUCCGGAAUUAUUUUCAGCUAUAACCGGAGAACAGACAUCACCAACCUCACCCAAACUAUCAUCAAAAAUUCUUCAUUCUCUUGUGACUUUACCGGGAGAUGAAUUGGACAUUGGAGAUAAAAACACUGAAAAAAAUUCAGGUUUCUCGUCUACAGAACAAUGGGCCAAUGUGCGUCGUCAUGUCCGUCCACCGGCAAAAGGGUCAACCGGGAAGCAAUUGCUUGACUUUACGGAUAAUCCAUCACCCCCAGCAACAACAAUGAUCACCACCACUACUACUGCUACAUCAGAUGAAGAAAAAGGUGACCUGGGAGUUUUUAAAAGUGGAUCCUUAUUGGACUAUGAAAGACACAAUCCACCCUUAAAAACAGUUGAAACAGAAGUCACAAGUUUCGCCGAAGGUUCUUUAUUAGCCACAACUGAAGCAUUUUUUGAAAAUUAUAAAGAAAAAGAAAAAGUUAAUAGUAAUGGCGGCGGCACUUUGGUACAAAUUAAUGACGACGUAAAAUUCCAUAAAGGAUCCUUGCUCGAAGUAAAAGUAAAUAGAGAUCAUGGAGAUAGAGAUCAUGGAGAAAGUAAUGGGACAUUAGUGCAUAUUGAUGACGAUGUAAGAUUUCAUAAGGGGUCUUUGCUCGAGAGUAGAGGCAACAGAGAUCACGUCGAUAAUGUUUCAUCUAAUAAUACACUUGUAAACAUUGACGACGAGUUAAAAUUUCAUAAGGGAUCAUUAUUGGCGACCAGAGGAACAUUUUCUCCGGCGAAUAAAGAUAAUUUUGAAAUGACUUUACCACACACACCCGAAUAUAACAAAGGUUCAUUACUAGCGAGAGGCCUACUAACACCCAACGGGAAAGACACUUUUGAAAUAUCGCAUUCACAAACACCAGAAUUUAAUAGAGGAUCCUUGCUAGCUCGAGGUUUAUUGUCGCCAUCCAAAGAUUCUUUCGAGGGUUCUUCACAUUCAUCUAAUUUGAGACCUCGACCCGAAAGAAAAUUUUCGAAUGGGCCAUUGAUAUCGAUUGGUUCACCUCCAACUCGAAACGGACCAAAAAUCACGUCUCCCUCAACAUCCCCAUCACCAGGGAAAAAAUUGCUUCAAUUGGAUCUUUCGCCUGACGCAAAACAUACACUUAAUUUACGAAAUAAAGAUUUUAAACCUUUAUUGAGUUUCGUUCCGGGUGAAAAACCUGAGUUGCCAGUUGAGACUGAAGCUAUGCGAGUGCAACGCGAAGCUCGUGAGACAGGAAAAACUUUGUUGAAUUUGGGUACUAUAAGUGAUUCAAACGGGUCAGAAAAAGCAGAUGAAGACAUCAACAAUGACGAUGAAAAUGAUUUUUAG
This is a messenger RNA of Ambispora gerdemannii, 3897 nucleotides long. The record is from the annotation of a GenBank genome assembly. NCBI's taxonomy places the organism in Eukaryota, Fungi, Glomeromycota, Glomeromycetes, Archaeosporales, Ambisporaceae.